This is a messenger RNA of Dioscorea cayenensis subsp. rotundata (Guinea yam), 1422 nucleotides long. Its product is annotated as beta-glucosidase 12-like. NCBI's taxonomy places the organism in Eukaryota, Viridiplantae, Streptophyta, Magnoliopsida, Dioscoreales, Dioscoreaceae. Gene Ontology annotation, biological process: carbohydrate metabolic process. Bases 16 to 1338 code for a protein of 440 amino acids. The record is from RefSeq and is a predicted model, not a curated record. Gene Ontology annotation, molecular function: beta-glucosidase activity. The transcript has 13 exons.
GACAAUUACACACACAUGCAUCCAGUUUUUUUUGAAAAAAUAGCAAACGGAGAUAAUGGUGAUGUUGCCAUCGACUCAUAUCAUCGGUAUAAGGAAGAUGUAAAGAUCAUGAAGGAUAUGGGAUUGGAUGCUUAUAGGUUCUCCAUCUCUUGGACCAGGAUAUUACCAAAUGGGAGCUUAAGUGGAGGGAUAAACAAAGAAGGGGUGAAUUAUUACAACAACCUCAUUAAUGAACUCAUAUCUAAUGGGUUAAAGCCCUUUGUGACACUCUUCCAUUGGGACUCUCCACAAGCUCUAGAGGACAAGUAUGGAGGCUUCCUAAGUGAAAACAUUGUAGCGGACUUUCAAGACUACGCGGAAGUAUGUUUUAAAGAGUUCGGUGACAGAGUAAAACACUGGAUCACGUUCAAUGAGCCAUGGAGUUACAGUGCCGGUGGAUACGCAAAUGGAACAGAAGCACCAGGCCGAUGCUCAUCUUAUGAAAGUGAGCAUUGCACUGCUGGUGAUUCAGGGACGGAACCCUACAUUGUAGCUCAUCAUCAACUCUUGGCUCAUGCUGCUGCUGUUGCCAUGUAUAGACUAAAUUAUCAGGCAGAUCAAAAGGGCAAAAUAGGGAUAACACUAAACUCCAAUUGGUUUAUUCCAUUCUCCAAAUCCAUAUUAGAUAUUGCAGCAGCAAAAAGAUCUUUGGAUUUUAUGUAUGGAUGGUUCAUGGACCCUUUGGUUUUUGGAGACUAUCCAUUUAGCAUGAGAGCUUAUGUUGGAAAUCGUUUACCAAAGUUUACUGAAGAGCAAUCAAAGCUUGUUCAAGGAUCAUUUGAUUUCAUUGGUUUAAAUUACUACACCUCUAAUUAUGCUCAAAAUAUUCCCUUCUCAAAAACAGUUAACAUUAGUUACAGUACAGACAUACACGCUCAACAAUCAGGUGACCGAAAUGGAGUUCUCAUAGGACCAAAGGCUGCUUCUGAUUGGUUAUAUGUUUAUCCACCUGGAAUAAGAAAUUUAUUGCUCUACACCAAAAUGAAGUACAAGAAUCCUGUUAUUUAUAUAACUGAGAACGGGGUUGAUGAGUAUAACAAUGCAACAUUAUCACUGGAAGAAGCACUUAAGGAUGACAUGAGAAUAGACUUCUACAACAAACAUCUAUUCUUUGUUAAUAUGGCAAUCAAGGAAGGUGUUGAUGUGAGAGGAUACUUUGCAUGGUCUUUAUUGGAUAACUUUGAAUGGACUAAUGGCUACACAGUCAGGUUUGGGAUCAACUAUGUGGACUACAAAGAUGGCCUGAAAAGAUACCCUAAAAGUUCUACAAAGUGGUUCACCAAGUUCCUCAAAAAUUAGUCCUGUUUAUGGUCUUUGAAUCUAUCAUAUUAUUAUUAUUUCCUUUUCAUGUAGUAACUUAGACUAGAAUCUAUGACAUUUCAG